Messenger RNA from Rotaria sordida, 1164 nucleotides. NCBI's taxonomy places the organism in Eukaryota, Metazoa, Rotifera, Eurotatoria, Philodinida, Philodinidae. The record is from the annotation of a GenBank genome assembly.
AUGUUCUCUACUUUAUUUGCUUAUCGAUUUUUUAUUACUGAUAUUGCAAAACAAUUAAAAAGUGAAUAUGAAAAAUUAAUUCGAACGAAUCGUAGUUCGGAAAAUAUUUGUGUUUAUCGAGGCCAAGCAAUUGGAAAUAAUGAACUUGAACUAAUGAAAAAUAGUGUUGGAGAAUUUUUAUCGAUGAAUUCAUUUUUUUCAACUAGUCUCAGUCGUUCAACUGCACUUAAUUUUGCCCUCUUAUUACCAAUACUUAAUAAUUUUCAACAACGAAUCUUAUUUGAAAUAACAAUAGAUUCAAAAUUACAAACAAAACCAUUUGCAUAUGUUAAAGAAAUGAGUUAUUAUAAAAAUGAGGAUGAAGUUUUAAUUAUGCUUGGUGCAUUUUUUCAUAUAGACAAAAUUUCUCAUGAUAAAAAAAAUAAUAUAUGGAUAGCUUAUUUAUCAUUGGCUGAAGAAAGUGAUUAUCGUUUAAAAGAUAUAUUUGCUCAUAUGAAAGAAAAAAUUGGUGAACAAACAAAUUUAGCAUCAUUAGGUAAAAUUCUUUUUGAAAUGGGAGAAUAUGAACAAGUUGAAAAAUGUUAUCAACAUAUGAAAUAUGAUGCACAACUUGAUCUUAGUGCUGCACAUUCUGGAUUAAGUAAAGCUGCUUUAGGUCAAAAUGAUCUUAUUAAAGCAGCUAAUUAUGAACAACAAGCAUUAGCUAUAAAAACAUCGAUUUUACCAAAAAAUCACCGAGAUUUAGCAGUUUCUUACAGUCGAUUAGGAAAUAUUUAUUGUAAACAAAAUGAUCAUACUCAAGCUUUACAAUAUUUAAAACAAGCAAUGAAAAUUGAAGAAAAAUUAGUUCCAUUGGAACCUCUUAUACUUGCUAAAACUUAUCAGAGAAUAGCAACUACUUAUGUUGGUUUAGAUCGUUAUACUUUAGCUUUAGAAUAUUAUAAAAAAGCUUUAGAAAUUAGACAAACAUAUUUACCUCCUAUUGAUAAGAGUAUGGGUUCGAUAUAUCACAAGAUUGGAAAAUUACAUUAUAAACAAAAGGAAUUUACUGCAGCAUUACAAUAUUAUAAAGAUGCACUUGAAAUUUACAAAAACAUUUUACCACAUAAACAUCCAAGUAUCGUUCAAAUUGAAGAAGACAUAAGCAAGUUCAAAAACAAAUGA